Molecule: messenger RNA, 1485 nt
Organism: Paramecium sonneborni
Lineage: Eukaryota; Ciliophora; Oligohymenophorea; Peniculida; Parameciidae
Source: the annotation of a GenBank genome assembly
AUGAACAAAUUUAGUUUAAUUUUUCUAGAUUAAGGAUCUGAGAAAGAAUAUUAAGAAAAGAAAAUUAAUUAGCUAAGAAAACCAAUCUAUACCUUUAGUGCUGUUGGAUUGUUUUUUAUCAGCAUGAUAAAAAUGAUUACAGAAAUUUUAGAAAACAACUUGAAUCAUUUAAGCAUAAUAAUUGUUACUUAAAUUUAUCUCAUAUUAUCUAUUUUCAUUAUAAAGUGGAAACCUUCAUUAGUAUAAUGUUGUUUAAUGAUUUUAAACUAUUUACUAGUUGCAUAUUAAUAUAUGUUAACUAGCACAAUAUCGUAGGAAGCUCAUCAAUUAUUUGCUAAUAAUUUUGUUGCUUGUAACUUUGUUAUCAUUUUGGCAGUAGAUUAGUGUCAAGGAAUAUUCCUUGUAACCACAACAAUGUUAUUAAGAUUGAGUUUUGCAAUAUUUGAUGCUACAACACCAUAAUAUAAUGUUUAUUUUGCUACAAUUUUACUUAUAUGUUUUUUAAGUUUUUAUAUUCGAAAAAUAAACUACGAGAGUAGAAGUUUUUUCUUAUUGAGUUUAAAAGAUAAUUUGAUGGAAUAAAUUUUACCAAUUAUUGUAAAUAAAUCAUAUAUUUUAUUUCAAUUUGAAAGUAAUCAUUUAAGAUUUUCAUUAAUAUCAUCUCGCUAAUUAGGAUUUAAUUGUGAGAAUUCAGAAAAUUUAAAAUAGUUUUUAAGAGAAUGGAAUUAUAAAUAGUAGAAUCUUGAAUAAUUUUGUUUUUUAGAAAUUAAAAGAAAGCAAUCUUAAGAAAUUAAAUCUUAUAGCAAAUAAAUUGAAAUUAAAAAAGGGCCAAAAUAGACACAAAUGAUAACAAUUUGCUUUUUUAGUUAUUAAUAGCCUACAUUUUUAAUAAAAUUUGAGAAUUAUUCUUAGGCUUAAGAGAAAUUAAAAAUUUUUUUAAAUAAGACAAUUGAAAAAGAGAGACAAAUACAAUUCAAGAUUUUUAAAUGUAUUGUAAAUAAUUUGUCUAUUUCGUUAAAAUCAACUAAUUUAAAUCAAUUACAUUUGUUAAGAAUUUGUUGCUUCAAAUAAAUUUUAAAUUAUAAAAUCUUAAAUAAUUAGUUCAAAUAAUAAUAUUUUGAAAUUUAUCCAAUUUUUAUAAAAUUGAAAGAGUUAUUCUAAUUUAAAUAAGUAAAUUAUUAAAUAAUCCCCUAAUCAGAAGGGAAGGUAUUAAUGGUUCGAACUUAUUUUAUGAGAUUAGUUUUUGAUAUUUUCAGUCAAAGUAAGGAAAAUUCAACAAUAGUAAUCAAUUUUGAGCAUAUUAAUUAACCAUAUAUAAGAUAUUUUGGAAAAGAUAUAAAUGAAUUUACAGAUACUGCUAUUUUAACAGUAGUAAGAACUUUGGUAAAGAAGAAGCAGAAGUUGAAAACUGGAAAUCAAACAAUAAUUUUAAUAUUAUUAAAUGAAGAGCCAAACUACCCAUUUUAAUGUUCACUCUAAUAAUGA